AUGUCAACAAUAUCCGCGUCUGAAGCUCCCCAUCUCCAGCAAAUCGAUCUUACCAAAUUGAGUUUGCAACAAUUAACCUUACUGAAGCAGCAACUCGACAAGGAGCUCAAUGUAUUUCAAGAUUCACUUCAAACUUUGAAAAUAGCUCAGAGUAAAUUUCAAGAGUCUGGUUUUUGUUUAGACAAAGUCACACCUGAAGCCAAAGGUAAAGAGAUUCUCGUGCCGCUUACUGAGUCGAUGUACGUACCAGGAAGGAUGUCCGACACUGAGAAUGUGCUAGUGGACAUUGGGACUGGAUACUUUGUCGAGAAAAAUGUCGAAGAUGCGAAAAAUUACUUUUCAAGACGCGUUGCUUAUGUAACAGAACAGAUGGAGAAGAUCCAGGUGCUGGGGCUUGAAAAAAGCAAGAUCCGUGAUGCUACCAUCGAUGUUAUGAGCAUGAAGAUUCAAGGACAAAUGCAAAAAGAGGCUGCUUAA
Messenger RNA from Cotesia congregata, 477 nucleotides. Lineage: Eukaryota; Metazoa; Arthropoda; Insecta; Hymenoptera; Braconidae. The record is from the annotation of a GenBank genome assembly.